AUGUGUUCCAAAACAACGGCAGAGAAAGAGAAAUCAUCGGAACCACCGUUUCCGAUCACGUCACUUCCCGAAGACGUGAUCGUUGACAUCAUAGCGCGUAUACGGAGGUACGACCAUCCAACACUCUCCCUUGUGUCUAAGCACUUGCGGGCAAUUGUUUCGUCGCCUGACCUAGAAGCGAGAAGAAGAUCCUUGUUGGGCUGCGCCGAACAACAUCUCUAUGUUCUCCUCAAUCUCCACGUCCAUGACUACGACACCCUCCCGAGUAAACGUUGGUACGUUCUCCGCAAUCGUCGCUUGGUCCCUAUCCCUAGGCUUCCCACUAGUGGAAGCUUCACCGCGGCGGGCUCGAAGAUAUACGGGUUUGGCGAGGAUCUUAUAUACUCGACAACUGUGGUGAGCAUCGAGUGUACAUCUAAAUCUCACACGGUGAAAACCCUCCCGACCAUGCCUUACAUGUUAGCCGGAGCUGCUAGCGUCAUCGACGGGAAAAUAUACGUGAGUGGAAACUGCGAUUAUGACGGGCAUGAGGUUUCGGUAGUGGUGUUCAAUACAGAGACACAAACGUGGGAGGCAGAGGUUAUAGAGCCAGACAUCAAGGUAGGUCCAAUAAUUGUGUCUAGUCUUGUGAUGGCUGGUAAGAUAUAUAUAAUGGGUUAUGCCAGUAGCGCUUUUUACGAUCCAAAGGAGAGGACAUGGGGAAGAGACGAGGUGCUGGAUUCUAAGAGGUGGUGGGUUAGGGCUGCGUGUGUGGUUGAUGACGUGUUGUACUAUUACGAUGAAGAUGUGAGUUGUGUAAGAAGGUAUGAUCCAAAGAAGAGAUGUUGGGGAGUGGUGAAUGGUUUGGAUGACUUGUUGACUCAGACCACAGAGGGGUCAAAGACUGUGAGUUACAGUGGGAGACUGGCAUUGUUUUUUGUUAAAAAAGCAGCAGAUUGGAGAGACGAUGGGAUUUGGUGUGCUGAGAUUUCGCUGGAGACAAGACAAGGAGGAGAGAUUUGGGGUAAAGUUGAGUGGUGUCAUCAGGUUAUGUUUUUUCACGAGCAUAACGGCGAAUUUAAAGCUCGAUCUGUUCAUGCUUUGAUGUCUCUUUCCUUCACAUAUGUAUUAUGA
Messenger RNA from Microthlaspi erraticum, 1113 nucleotides. NCBI's taxonomy places the organism in Eukaryota, Viridiplantae, Streptophyta, Magnoliopsida, Brassicales, Brassicaceae. The record is from the annotation of a GenBank genome assembly.